ACCAGCUGACGCCUGAGAAAAACAAACCCUGUCGAAACGCAGUUGCCGAAAAACUAAACAAAUUUAGGUGGACAUAGUUGGAUAAUCCAUUCAGCAUGUCGGUUAACACGGCUCACGCCAACAAUGGCGUGCUUAUCCACGCCGGAGAAUACAUAUUGCUCCACAGCGACAGUGUUUCCAUGGAGUUUUCUGGCCAGGACAACUCUGUCUUCAAGGGAUCCAAGUCUGGUCGCAUCUACCUGACCUCUCACCGGAUGAUUUUCAACAGCAAAAAGUCGAGUGACAGUAUGCAGUCCUUUAGCGCUCCGUUUAUCGCCUUGUCAGACGUAGAGAUCGAGCAGCCCGUCUUUGGAGCCAAUUACAUCAAAGGAAAGGUUCGAGCUCAGCCCAACGGAAACUAUGUGGGCGAAGUGAAGUUCAAGCUGCACUUCAAGGCCGGUGGAGCCAUAGAGUAUGGCCAAGCUUUGCUGCGCUCCGCCAAGACGGCUAUGAACAACUACCAUCGCGGUGGAAUAAUUGGAGAUGAUCCGCCACCCUACCAGCCGGCUGGUGCUUGGAACGAGGCUCCGCCACCGGCUUAUCAGCCACCCCCUGGCUACUAUGGCUGGCUGCCCCAGCACGAUGCCUUUAGCGGCCCGGCACCGAAUACGGUCUUUAUGAGUGACAAUCCGCCGCCGUAUCCGGGCAUCGCACCACAGCCGCACCAGCCGCCACCACAACAGCCUCAGCAGGCACAUCAGGCACAGCCGCCUUCUGAACCCACUUGGUAUGGUUUUUCAGCCCCUCCGCCGCAACAGCAACAACAGCAGCCGGGUUAUGGACCGCAAGGAUGGACAGGCGGCUACGUUCAGCCGCCUCCGUAUGCCGCAUGUGCUCCGAAUUGUCCGCCAGGAGCCCCGUACGUGACACCGGCUCAGACCUACAACGGGCCACCGCCCUUCGGAGGGUAUGGCAAUGUGCCCGGUGGAUUCAAUACUCCGGGUCUGCAGCAGCCUUCUGGCUAUCCGGGAGGACCACCUCCUCAAAGUCAGCCCCCACCGCCGGCAGCCGGUUCUAAUAGUGGGGCUGCGGGUGGAACUGCGGCUUCGGGAGUCAGCUUCUUGGGAUUCAGCUUGCCGCCAGGAAAUUCCAAAGAAGCCGAAGCUGCAGCUAGUGCUUACAAUACACCCUAUAACCAGGGCGGACCCAGUGGAUCAGGAAACAGUGAUUUACCACCCUCUUAUAAUAACUUGCCCCCCAGUUACGAUGACGCAUCGAAAAAGCACUAAUGAUUGGAGACACUAUUAUCCUUAUUAUACUAUUUUAAACAGUUAUUAACGCUCAUUCCGUUGAUUAUUAUAUAGCAGGACGGUAACCAUUAAAGUUUUUAGCCCUUCACUAUAUAAAGGGCAUUUGAUCUGGUCACAAAAUCAAAAUUUAUUAUUAGCUUCAUUAAACAUGUUUUUAAUUGUAAUAUUUUAUAUAUGAAGAUGUGAAAAUAUUCUGUACUGCAAUAAAUAUUUAUAUGUGUA
This is a messenger RNA of Drosophila bipectinata, 1511 nucleotides long. RefSeq names its product WW domain binding protein 2 (gene Wbp2). Gene Ontology annotation, cellular component: nucleus. Gene Ontology annotation, molecular function: chromatin DNA binding; transcription coactivator activity. Lineage: Eukaryota; Metazoa; Arthropoda; Insecta; Diptera; Drosophilidae. The record is from RefSeq and is a predicted model, not a curated record. Gene Ontology annotation, biological process: positive regulation of DNA-templated transcription.